AUAGUUCAUCUGGUCUGUGUAGAAACUAAAACAUUUACUCCGUGCCUGUUAUGGAAGAAGUUUUCCCAGGCCAGAAUACCUAAACAUUUGGACCACUAUACUUUUGCUGUGGACCAUAAAAUUAAAAAGGUAGGACGGUCGUGGACCUUAAGGACAGCGGAGGUCACUAAGGCGUUAAAGAGAAGGUGAGCAAUUACGAGUUCUAGAACCGAAGGACCUUGAUCGUUCAUUGGACUUAGGGUGUGUCAAUCUUCACCUUUCAGCAAAUGAGCUUAGAGGUCGUUGUGAGGGAAGUGGUCCUUUAUUGGCCCUUCCUAGUUCCGGUCUUCCUGUACUCCGCAACCUUACUUGGCGGUUGGACGCUUUGCCGCCUUGUUGCGUAGUCUGAGGCACCGCCUUUGUGGGCUGUUCCUGGGAACAUUCCUUGCCCGUUACUUUCUGUCGUGAGGCCUCCUCUGGCACCAACAGACUUUUGACCCCUCAGCGUUAGGCGCUCCCACCUCGCCUCAGGCACGACUGGCUGCCAUCAGCCUCCACUCAGCGGCAGCCAGCUUGGUGGCCACCAUCUUGGCCGCUGUCGUCGCCACUCCGGGCCGAUUGUCUCCCAGCUGAGGUACUAACUGGUGUCAUGUCUGCCACAGGGGAUCGGGAUCUGCCCCAAGAAGGCCAAGAAGGCCUGGCAAGCCUGGCGGGAGACCAUGCUGAGGCAGCUGAAGCUGACAGUGAGGUAGGCCGCCACCUCAGCUCUGAGGGGGGCGAAGUGGCGCCUGCAGCCGGGGAGGCCGGGUUUGCAGGGCCCGAGGGAGGCCCCGGAGAAGAGGCAGAGGAGAGAGUGGAGGGGGAGCAGGAGGAGAUAGUGGCCGGAUCCGAGGAGGACUCCGACAUUGGGCCGGCUGACGAAGAAGAGUACCUGGCAGCUGCGGCGAGGGGUAUGGACGUGGUGGUGGACGCACGUCGCUUCCCCAUGGCGGGCUUCCGGUGGAUGUUCCUGGACUUGGUCCACUCACUCCUCCACCGCAUCUACUACAAUGAUCACAUCCUGGUCCGGCCCCACAGAGGCCGCAUGAUUGUGAGGCAUGAGACCCCUGCGGCCGCCAACUCGGCUGAGCUCCCAGUGCUCCAGGUGCCUGAGCUGCCCAGGGUCAGGCCCGCGUUCAACUUGGGCGAAGGCGACGUGCCCAGCCUGCCCUCGGUUGCGGCCAUUCAAGACCUCGAGGACACUGUGGUGGCCCAAGUAUCUGAGGAGGCCAAAGAUGGCGCCACGGCGGCCGCGAAGCCUGCCGAGGAGGCCACAGGGGGAGCUGUGGAGGAGGCCGCGGAGAGCGCUGCACAGGACGCUGCGGGAGAAGCUGCAGAAGGGGCCGCAGGCCCAGAGGAAGUAACUGAAUGGGAUGAAGGUGCUGUAAGUGAGGAAGAGAAAGCAGAAAAGGAAGAAAAUGAGAAGAACAUCGAAGAACAAAAAGAAGGACCUGAAAAUGACGCAGACCCAGGAGAUGGAAAAUCAAGCUGCAUAUCUCAUAGUAACAGCAUUUUCCCUAUGUGUUACAAAGAAUAGAAAGAAAAGGACAGCGAAAGAAGAAAGAACGUAUUCUUUCUAGGUUUUUCAUUUUUGAAGCCCAAGGAGACUUCAUCAACACUAAUUUCAUUCCUGUGUUCACCACCCAAAAAGUGAUUUCUAAUGAUAGCUGACUUUUCUCUUAAUGUUUUGAAGAUAUAUUUAACAGCAUUUGUUCAAGUUAAGAAUAAAAGGUUUGCUUUAAACUUAAAUAGAAAUAUAGGCAGAUUUUAUUCAAGAUAAGUAACAUUCAAAUAUGUUUACCUUUUAUUUUGAUUCACUUUAUUUGCAUUUGGAAGGGAUCAUUUUCCAUCAUUUGAUAAACUUAUUUUCUUGUAGCUCAAAUAAUGAAAAUUUCAAGUUUCAAAUAGUUUUUGUAGAGAGCUCAAACCUUUAGUUAAAGCUAUAUUGUCUACAAAUCAAUAGCCAUGUGUGGCUCCUGAGCACUUGAAAUGUUAGUUCAAUUUGAAAUGUGUUGUAAGUGUAAAACAAUGCAAAAUGCCUCAUCAAUAACUGUGUGCUGAAAUGACAAUAUACUGUUAACCAAAAUGUACUAUUAAAAUUUCUUUCAGCAGCUCCUUUUUACUUUUUCAUUGUGACUACUAGAACAUUUAAAUUACACAUUGGGGGUAAAGUUAUAUGUCUACUGGACAGUGCCGCUCUGGAGCAU
This is a messenger RNA of Oryctolagus cuniculus (rabbit), 2225 nucleotides long. Lineage: Eukaryota; Metazoa; Chordata; Mammalia; Lagomorpha; Leporidae. The record is from RefSeq and is a predicted model, not a curated record.